Molecule: messenger RNA, 2781 nt
Organism: Venturia canescens
Lineage: Eukaryota; Metazoa; Arthropoda; Insecta; Hymenoptera; Ichneumonidae
Product: choline/ethanolamine kinase
Exons: 7
Coding region: 478-1686 (402 amino acids)
Biological process (GO): CDP-choline pathway; phosphatidylethanolamine biosynthetic process
Cellular component (GO): cytoplasm
Molecular function (GO): choline kinase activity; ethanolamine kinase activity
Source: RefSeq, a predicted model, not a curated record
AAGCUCGCGGCGAGUCUGAGCUCGAUAUUGAUCGCUCCUCUGCGCAAGCCCGUUCGCACCACGAGCUCGAGCACCGAGAGCUCUGCAGGCUUAUGAAAAGUGAGAUUCAGUCGUGUCCGCGAAAACCGUGAUCGCGCGCGAGUGACCGAAAAAAGUGUUCCCUUCCUCCGAGUGUUUGCGUCCGUUUGAUCGAGUAAAAAGAGUGUUGAAAAAUAAUUGCUACGAACUUUCGCUCGUCACGUUGAUUUAGGACGCGGAUUUUUCUUCGCGAUGAUCGAGCGUUCGGACGAGCCGAACGUACCUUACCCGAGGACGGCGUUUCGCGAUUUUCGAAGAUUCGAAGCUCAGAGCUCGAUGCUUCAUUCGAAUAACGAAAAUUCACGAUAGUAUUUUAAAUAAUCGUCGUCGUGAAUAGAACGCGAUAUUGAGAUUAUUCGACAAUCUGUAAGGAAAGACAAAAGCAAAACAGACACAAACAUGAAUAGCUUGUUCCGAUCGUACGUUCGCUCGUCAAUCAUUAGAGCGCCUUUUCUCCUCGUCCAUCGAUUAUACUCAGCAUCUCAAAGGCCACGUAUGUCCGACAACAAUCCUGAGAUGAGAGCAACCGCUGCACGUAUCUGUCGCGACUAUCUCUACGGCGUAUGGAAACACGUUACGUCCGAUAACAUUGUACUGAAGCGCAUAAGUGGUGGCUUGAGCAACUGGGUCUACGAUGUUCAAUUACCAGAGGAUACGGCGCCAGUUCGUGGAGAGCCGCGUCAAGUGUUGCUGCGAAUAUACGGGCAAGUUCACGGGGAGCGAGCCGUGGAAGGACUAAUUACAGAAUCAGUUAUUUUCACUCUGCUUUCGGAGCGGGGUCUGGGCCCGAAGUUGCACGGGGUCUUUCCUGGGGGAAGAAUUGAAGAAUACAUUCCGGCGAGACCCUUGCUCACCAAAGAAUUGGCCGAUCCGGAGUUGAGUGCUUUGGCAGCAGAAAAAAUGGCCCAAAUCCACAUGAUGCAGGUGCCGAUAAGCAAAGAGCCGACUUGGUUCUGGGACACGGUCACCAGGUGGCUCGAUACUGCGACAACGAUACUUAAAAACUCGGAAAACAUUGACGUUAAACAAAUGGACAAUAUCAAUAUUAUUAAAUCGAUUAAAUUCUCACAGGAACUCGUAUGGCUGAGGUCUCUUGUGAAACAACAGAAGUAUCCAGUAGUAUUCUGCCACAACGAUAUGCAAGAGGGAAAUAUCCUGUUGCGACAAAAUUCACGAAAGCGGGAGCUCGUAGUGAUCGACUUCGAGUAUUGUUCGUACAACUACCGUGGCUUCGAUUUGGCGAAUCAUUUUAUCGAGUGGCAGUACGAUUACACAGCGGCGGAGUAUCCGUUCUUCCACGAGCGUGCGGGGGCAGGACCAACCGACGAACAAAAGCUCCACUUCAUAAGAAAUUAUCUGAGGACACUUGGAAAAGAGAGCACCGUCGAGGAAGAACGAUUGUUAGAGGAGAUCAAAGUAUUCUCGUUGGCCAGCCAUCUCUUCUGGGCUCUCUGGAGUAUUGCAAACACCACAUUGUCGCAAAUUCCAUUUGGAUACUGGGAUUACGCGGUCGCGAGACUGAGGAAGUACCAAUACCUGAAGGAAAAAUUGCUGGUAUCCGAGCCAUUGCGAAGCGGAAUCAAGAGGAAGGAUUCCGACACGGAUUGAAGAGAUGCGGCCGAAUAUAUAUAUAGAAAUGAAUUCACUACUUUCCCUUGAGGAGGAAGUGUGUGCGGGCCGCACCCGGUUGCCGGAACCAUUGUGAUUCCGGGCAACCGGGUUUAAUCGAGAAAAAAGAAAAAAAAAGGAAAAAAAAAAAAAUAACAGCGACAAAAAUCAAACAUCAGGGCGACCUUCGGAAGCGAGACUCGUCACGCGAGUCCGUUCGAAGAGCGACGAUAUUUUCUAUCAAAUAAAAAGAAAUCUGCGGUGCACGGACGACGAGGAAAGAGGAGAAAAAUUCGUCACUCAGCAAAGAUCCUACCUCGAGAAUGUGAUAUAUGUAAUACGUAGUUCAAGAGCUCCACGCAGAAUUGCUAAUUCUCGCUUGCCUUACGACGAUGAAAGUUGGACGAAUAGAAGCCAAAUGAAUGAGAACCGUUAAUUCGAUGAACAUCGAUCGCUAAGAUUUGAACGCAAUGAAAACAAAAAAGAAUGUCCAUCUUAAUGACUGGUGUGGAGACGCUGGUGCUCUCAAGAUUUAGUACCGAGUUAACUUACGUACUUACAAGAGGCUCUUUCUCGUUUUCUCGAAAGAUUAUAUUAGUAUUUAAAACAAUCAUCAACUCGGAGAAAGGACACAUCGUUGUAAAAAAACGUGAUUAUUUUUCUUUUUCUAAAAAUUCUAGUUCGUAACGAAAGAAAAGGAAUGAGGGUUUUUCUAUCGCUUCUAAUUAAAUACGACAAUGUGCUAGUCGUGAUCUUUCAUUGUUCAAACAUUCAAAUAUCUGAUCAUUGACUCUUUUGAUAGGAUAGCCUCGAAAGUCUGAUUCAAUGACUAUUUACAAAGUCUUAUUUAUUUUAUAUAUUGUACAUAUAUAUACAUAUGUUGACGUCCACGAGUUUUCGCAGAUAAUUCAUUUUUCAUGCAGCCAUGUUUUACUAAUCAUGUUUCUUUUUAAAACUGUUCAGUCUCGCGAACUCCGUUUCUUUUUUAUAGUAUUCAUUUUAUUAUAGUACUUAAGACAUUGAUUUUUUUUCGUUUUGUACUUACUGUAUGUAUCUUAAUUUUCAGUUAAAUAAAAACGAAAUAUUACAAAAAUA